Salarias fasciatus (jewelled blenny) is the source of this 1634-nucleotide messenger RNA. Its product is annotated as plexin domain-containing protein 2-like. The coding region runs from base 1 to 1608 and encodes 535 amino acids. The transcript has 13 exons. NCBI's taxonomy places the organism in Eukaryota, Metazoa, Chordata, Actinopteri, Blenniiformes, Blenniidae. The record is from RefSeq and is a predicted model, not a curated record.
AUGCGUUCACCCUCCUCUGUGAAGGGAAGAAAGCAGGACGGCGUGCUGUCGCUGGAGCGACCAGAUGGACGGCGGUCGGGCGGCGUUGGACCGGAUUCGGGACCCUCCAUCUGGACAGCAGAUCAGAGGGGUCGCUAUGGCGACCAGCAGCAAGCGGAGGGCGUGGACCCGGCCUUGCUGAUGGAGGAGGGACUCGCUAAUUCCACACAGAUUGUAGACAUCGAUCACGUCUACUACACCUCGAAGAUCUACGGCUCCGGAGACGGCGGCGGUAAAGAGCUGUGGGUGAACAUCGAUGAGGUGGAGGACGACCAGAAGGUCCGCGGCUUCCUGUCCGACUCCCACAGACAAGCCGAGAGAGUGAAUCUGUCCUUCGCUUUUCCUUUCUACGGACAUUUACUGAAAGAAAUCACAAUCGCUACCGGAGGUUUCAUUUACACCGGAGACAUCAUCCACCAGAUGCUCACGGCCACUCAGUACAUCGCGCCUUUAAUGGCCAACUUUGACCCGGGGAUGUCCAAGAACUCCUCCGUCUUCAGCUUCGACAACGGCACGGCGCUGGUGGUUCAGUGGGAUCACGUCUACCUGCAGGACAACGCCAGCGUGGGAGCCUUCACCUUCCAGACGGCGCUGCACAGCGACGGACGCAUCGUGUUCGCCUACAGAGAGAUUCCCACGGACAUCAGUGAGCUCGGCUCUGAGAGUCAUCCCGUCAAAGUGGGGCUGUCGGACGCGUUUGUGGUGCUUCAUGAGAUCGAACAGAUUCCAAAUGUUCGCAGGAGGACAAUCUACGAGUACCACAAAGUGGACAUCCUCAAGUCCAGAAUCUCCAACUACACCGCCGUGGAGAUGAUUCCUCUGCCCACCUGUGUGCGGUUCUCCAGCUGCGGCCCGUGUCUCACUUCUCAGAUUGGCUUCAACUGCAGCUGGUGCAGCCGACUGCAGAGAUGCUCCAGUGGCUUCGACCGUAACCGGCAGGACUGGGUUGACUUCGGCUGUCCCGACGAGAGGCGGGAUCCCAGAUGUUUGCAGGGUCCAGAAGUGGCGAAUGCCUCGUCACGUCACCUGACGCGCACGACCACCCCCGCCUCAGCGACUGCGGGGCAGCAGAGGACCCCCGGUCUGACCCCCACCCCAAUCGGCCGGACGCCCGCCGUCACCAGCCCGUCCAGGUCCGGCAGCUCCGGCAGGAGGACGGCGUCCAGCCUGCAGCCUCUGAACAGCAAGUUAGCAGACGGAGACGGAGGGAGCCCCGGAGAGCGAGACGAGCAGCUGCAGGCCGGCUACCUGGCGGCCGUCGUGGUGAUGCUGGUCAUCAUGGCGGCGGCCGUCACUACGUCCAUCUAUAUUUACAAUCAUCCCACCUCCAGCGCCAGCCUCUUCUUCAUGGAGCGUCGACCGACCCGCUGGCCCAUCCUGAAGUUCAGGCGGGGGUCCGGCCGGCCGUCGUACGCCGAGGUGGAGGCGCCGGGCCUGAGCAAAGACAGCGCCGUGAUCUUCGACCCCAAACAGUCCUUCGUCAUGUCGGACAGAAGGGAGAGCGAGCAGAAAGAAGGAUUCGUCGUUCCCGAUCAGAGGGAGUGCUUCCUGGUGUCGGAGAGCUCCUGACCUCGGCCACACCUCCCAUCAGGCUU